Messenger RNA from Daphnia magna, 1702 nucleotides. RefSeq names its product papilin-like. The transcript has 7 exons. The record is from RefSeq and is a predicted model, not a curated record. Bases 351 to 1394 code for a protein of 347 amino acids. Gene Ontology annotation, molecular function: serine-type endopeptidase inhibitor activity. NCBI's taxonomy places the organism in Eukaryota, Metazoa, Arthropoda, Branchiopoda, Diplostraca, Daphniidae.
GUUACCAUUACCGUUACUGCCAAGACAAACAAUGUUCCCCUUCGGCAAAGUUUCGUGAAGUCCACAGGAUUCAAAGAAAAGGGACAUUGCAUAAAUGUGUUCGACAGGCACCCGUCGUCUAGAUUUUUCCUGUUUUUUCCAUUGUUAUUAGCUUUGAGGCGAGCUAGAUAUUGCUAAAAGACGAGUGUCAUCGUGCUGAACAAGCUAAUGCUGUGGUCACGUUAGUCACUUGUCUUCCUCAAACACAUCCAAAAGGAGAAUAUCUCGAGCUCCGACAUCCGUAAAGAAAGAAAGUCUGUUGUCAUAAAAUUGUAUUUUAGCCUUCUGUCGACCGAGAUAAUUUAUCGAUAAUGUUAGGGAAAAUUGCUCUCCUGCUCUGCCUCGUGCUCACCGCCCUAGCCAUUCCUCGUCCAAACGUUCCAGAAGGAUCAGAGAACGACGUCUCCAUUUGUUCGCUACCCCCAGUCAGCCAGGGCACGAAGAAAUGCCGAGGUUUCUUCCCACGCUGGACUUACGACGCCAAAACAAAAUCAUGCACAGGGUUUUUGUAUGGCGGUUGCGGAGGCACUGAAAAUCUGUUCCAAACUGAAUUCGCCUGUCUGGCAAGAUGCAAUAAACAGGGACUAGAGAAACUUAUCAAACGAAGUAAUCCCAAAUCACGCUGCAUGCAACCAAAAGCCGAAGGUCUUUGUCGGGCAGUCAUUCCGAGUUUCUUUUUUGACGUGCAAACUGGCAAGUGCACGCUUUUCGAUUUUAGCGGUUGUCAUGGUAACGACAACAGAUUCGCCACGGAAGAGGAAUGUGAGCAGGCAUGUUACCACUACCCAACGUAUUGGCAAGAUACUCGCAAUCCGCCUUCAACGUUUAAUCCCACCGGAGUAACUACCUUAGGUAGCGACCAUGGAGAUGUUCAUCAAGAAACCCUGGAUGUUUGUUCGCUACGUACUGUAAAUCCAGGGCCAAAGAGGUGCAAAAUCAAUACUCAAGGGCGCUGGACGUACAACAGCAAGACAGGAAGAUGCGAUCACUUCGAGUACAUACCUUGUUCCAGCGUUGAUCCACCGAAUUUAUUCUUAAACGAAUUCGCUUGUCUGGCCAGAUGCAAUGAACAAGGACUGAAGAAGCUGAUUGAUUCAAGUGAUCCUUCGUCGCCCUGUAUGCAGACAAAAGCUGCUGGCAAUUGCCGACUUUUCAUUCCUAGAUUCUUCUUUGAUAAGCAAACUGGAACGUGCGCGUCGUUCAUAUACACUGGUUGCGGUGGUAACGACAACAACUUCAAGUCGCAGGAGGAAUGCUACCUCAAGUGUAACAAUAAUGGCUCACUAGAAGAAUCCGACUCAGUUACGGUCAAUUAUGCUGCAGGUACAGCUAAUGUUGAAGUCGUUGAAGCUUGAUCAUGCCAGGCUUUCCUUGAUCGCAUCUUCUUUAAGUCUCCAGUUACAGUUAUUUUUCCAGGAAUUGAACUGAUUGACAGAACCGACGAUACUAUAGAAAUGAAAGUCGAACAACCGUGAGCUUGCUGGUCGUUAGACUAUUUUUCACUAUGUAUAAUAACUUGUUAUAAUUCAUUUUUAUUUUGGUAAAAUUGUAAUGGUUGGAAACCAUAGUUUCUUAGAUAAAUGUAUUCUGGCUGCCUUUACCAAGCGAUUGCAUGAAACUUGUAUUGCUGUCUGAUUAUUAAUGAAUUUACAGGCUGAACUCA